CUCGCCUUCGCCUUGCCACGACUUCUCCUCGUUCCCACAGGCCUAUCGUUCUCAAUUCCCACCCCCUUCGCAUAGACACUCAUUAAAUCAGUCACCAUGGCUGAAGGCAAGAAGACCGACGACUACACGAUCCAGAUGGAUUCGAUAGACCAGGGCAACAAGAGCUUCGAGGCGCCGCCGCCGCCUCAGCCCAGGAGUCCGCCGUCGGGCUCGCUGUCCAACAACCCCAUCUUGCCCGUGUUGGCCUACUGUGGAUCCUCGAUCUUGAUGACCGUCAUGAACAAAUAUGUCUUGUCCGGCACUGAUUUCAACCUCAACUUCUUCCUCCUCUGCAUCCAGUCUCUCGUUUGUAUCAUUGCAAUCCAGACCUGUAAAUCAUGCGGUUUGAUCACUUAUCGCGACUUCAGCGCGGACGAGGCCAGAAAGUGGUUCCCCAUCACUCUGCUCUUGAUCGGCAUGAUCUACACGGGCUCUAAGGCGCUUCAGUUCCUCUCGAUUCCCGUUUACACCAUCUUCAAGAACUUGACCAUCAUCCUUAUCGCCUACGGAGAGGUGCUGUGGUUCGGUGGCUCUGUCACCGGUCUUACCCUGUUCUCUUUCGGACUGAUGGUUCUGAGCUCUAUCAUUGCCGCCUGGGCUGACAUCAAGCACGCUGUGGAGAGCAAUGGCGAUGCGACCGCCAAGAUGUCUACUUUGAAUGCAGGUUACAUCUGGAUGCUGGUCAACUGCCUCUGCACAUCGUCCUAUGUUCUGGGCAUGCGCAAGCGGAUCAAGCUGACCAACUUCAAGGACUUUGACACCAUGUUCUACAACAACCUUCUGUCGAUCCCCGUCUUGAUCGUUCUGUCCGCUUUCUUAGAAGACUGGUCAUCCACCAACGUCAACCGCAAUUUCCCUCCUGUGGACCGCAACAGCAUCGUUUUCGCCAUGAUCCUCUCCGGCCUGUCGACUGUGUUCAUUUCCUAUACCUCCGCCUGGUGUGUUCGCGUCACUUCGUCGACCACUUACUCCAUGGUUGGAGCUCUGAACAAGCUUCCCAUUGCUAUCUCUGGACUCAUCUUCUUCGAUGCUCCUGUUACCUUCCCCAGUGUUUCGGCUAUCGUCGUUGGCUUUGUUAGCGGUAUCGUUUACGCCGUUGCUAAGAUCAAGCAAAACGCUAAGCCAAGGACUGGUGUCUUGCCAACCGCCAACCCCCCGGUCAGCGCCAGCAGCCAGAGUAUGAGGGACUCCCUACGUUCCUAGUCGGGUUGCCAGUCAUCAACUGGAUGGUCAACUCGUUGUGGGCAACUGCUCCGGCUUGACCAUCGUCAAGGUUGCUCCGUACCGAGUGCAAGACUGAACGUGCUCGUUACUCGCAUGUGAUAUGUGAUUCUUCGUUUCGUUGUAUUUGGCGAG
Messenger RNA from Aspergillus neoniger CBS 115656, 1395 nucleotides. RefSeq names its product GDP-mannose transporter (gene gmtA). Gene Ontology annotation, biological process: transmembrane transport. Gene Ontology annotation, molecular function: GDP-mannose transmembrane transporter activity; antiporter activity. The record is from RefSeq and is a predicted model, not a curated record. Lineage: Eukaryota; Fungi; Ascomycota; Eurotiomycetes; Eurotiales; Aspergillaceae. The coding region runs from base 97 to 1242 and encodes 381 amino acids. The transcript has 4 exons. Gene Ontology annotation, cellular component: Golgi apparatus.